Cajanus cajan (pigeon pea) is the source of this 647-nucleotide messenger RNA. Lineage: Eukaryota; Viridiplantae; Streptophyta; Magnoliopsida; Fabales; Fabaceae. The record is from RefSeq and is a predicted model, not a curated record.
CACGCCGACGGAGAGAAAAUGGGAGACCUGGACGGCGUCGCUCCGUGCUCCUCCCUCGCCGUGGAGGCUAUAAUUCGCGUGGGAGCGGCCGGUGCAAUAUGGGGCUUGUGCGCUGGUCCCUACGACGCUCGUAAACAAGGUCUUACAGGCGUUGCUAAAGCUUCUUUUGUGGCGAACUCAGUUGGCAGUUUUGGGUUUCGAUGCGGAUUUGUGGCUGGCGUUUUCAGUAUUACUCGAUGCGGGGUUCAGAAAUACAGGGGGCGGAAUGAUUGGGUCAAUGGUUUGAUUGGGGGUGCUGUAGCAGGUGGUGCUGCUGCUGCUGGGACACGAAGUUUGGCACAGGUGGUUGGGAUGGCCGGUUUGGUUUCUGUGUUCUGUGCUGCAGCUGACUAUUCCAGAACAUCUUAAAAUACAUAUUGGUUUUUCAAGGAUAAAGUUCUCGGAUUGCAUCUACAACCAAAGUUUUGUUAUUUGGCAGCUUUUGAAUAUCGUAUAUUUAGUUAUUUACAAUUUUACAGCAGAAUCUGUUUUAGUGUUAUCUUAAUUUUGAUUUUCUUUGUAGUUUGUCCAUAAGAAUUCCUCCUUGUACCUAUAUUUCUCAGUGCUAUAAAUUAUAUGACUGAAAAAAUUUAAUAUAUUUACAUUUA